CACGAUCGUGCACUUGACUUCAAAUUGUAUAUCAAAACUCCGAACAGUGUCAAUAAAAUUAAUAGAUAUGAAGAAACUGAAACGCACCAUUCUGGAGAUAAGGCCCGUAUUCAGUAGCGGAAAGGUGCAUCUUGAUGUCAUCGAGGGUCUCGCACUGGCAGAGGUUGUUGUAAUUGGCAGCAGUGAGGAGGUCGGCCUUGUAGCCAAGGCUCCUGGGUGCGAACCCAAGCUCCUGGUUGCGAACUCGCGAGUUGGGUUCCUCACGAACCCAGCUCGUGGAUUCGCACCUCGCGAACCCAGGCUCUUGGGUGCGAACCCACAAGCUGGGUUCGAGAGGAACCCAAGCUCCUGGGUGCGAACCCGCGAGUUGGGUUCCUCGUGAACCCAGACUCCUGGGUUCGCCUAGAGGUAAAAGGAGAAAAAGAAAAAAAAGAAAAGGCCGGAGGAAGGAGAGGAUGGGGAAGAAAGAAGAGGGUAAAUUAGUAAUUAAAGGAAAAAAAUUUAC
This is a messenger RNA of Rubroshorea leprosula, 505 nucleotides long. The record is from the annotation of a GenBank genome assembly. Lineage: Eukaryota; Viridiplantae; Streptophyta; Magnoliopsida; Malvales; Dipterocarpaceae.